CUGCGACUCCUCACCAAUGCUCCUCACAUGUGUCAACAUGUUCACGUCUUCACGUCUACAUCCAUGGUUCAUGUUCACAACGCCGCAGCCUACAGUGAAGUCAGAGACGGUUUAUGGAGGAUCUUUGGUGAAGUGCACAACGGGACCAGUUUCUGAUAAGUAAUAAGUGUCAGACAUGGGUGACAGCAGCGACGACGAUGUCCCGACGCUGUCGGCUCACACUCUGGCCGCCCUGCAGGAGUUUUACGCUGAGACCAGCGAAGCCAGCGCUACGCCAUCAGACCAGUUCGCUGUGGGAGCAGUGGACGAAGACUGGCGGAUGAGUCAGUUCUGGUACAGUGACGAAACAGCAGCUCAGUUAGCUGAGGAGGUCGUACGUGAAGCUGGAGAGGGAGGCAGGAUAGCGUGUGUGAGCGCGCCCAGCGUGUACCAGAAGUUGAAGCAGGGUGUGGUGGAAGGCUCGGACCGGGUGUCUGCCGUCGUGUUGGAGUACGACCGCCGCUUCGCCAUCUACGGCGAGGACUUCAUCUUCUACGACUACAAAGAGCCGCUGGCUCUUGUGGCCAACGUGGCUCCUCAGAGCUUCGACGUGGUCUUGGCCGACCCGCCGUACCUGUCCGAGGAGUGUCUGAGCAAAGUGGCCGAAACCAUCAAGCACCUGAGCAAAGGCAAAGUGCUGCUGUGUACAGGAGCCAUCAUGGAGAAACUCGCCAAAGACCUUCUGGAUGUAAAAAUGUGCAGCUUCCUGCCAAAACACAACCGAAGCUUGAACAAUGAGUUCCGCUGUUUUGUCAACUAUCCGUCUGGCCUGCUGUCCUGAACCUGCGGAGGUCUGAUGAACACUUUGACUGUUGAGAGCAGAAAGAGCCUGAUAGAGGGAGGACAUUCUCCAGCACAGUGCUGUUAGGUCUGUGGUCCUCUACUGGUGAAGAAUGAAGGGAUGCGUUAACAAUGCAGUGAAGGUGGACAUUUUCAGAGUUUGUUUUGGUUAUAUAUAUAUAUAUAUAUAUAUAUAUAUAUAUAUAUAUAUACUUAUACUGUUGUUUUACUUUCCCCACCUAGGUUUAUCCUGGCAAAAACCUUCCGUUCACAAGCUCGCUUUUCUAACCCUUAGGCCACCACUCCCCAUACGCAUAAGCUUGGUAACCCAUGGUAAAUUGAUUGACAUUGAUUCAUUUCGGUUAAUAGUUUGUCGGUAAUCGAUUAAAAAAACAACAUUAAAUAUUUAUGCAAAUCA
This is a messenger RNA of Perca fluviatilis (European perch), 1237 nucleotides long. RefSeq names its product EEF1A lysine methyltransferase 1 (gene eef1akmt1). The record is from RefSeq and is a predicted model, not a curated record. Gene Ontology annotation, molecular function: nucleic acid binding; protein-lysine N-methyltransferase activity. Bases 176 to 820 code for a protein of 214 amino acids. The transcript has 5 exons. Lineage: Eukaryota; Metazoa; Chordata; Actinopteri; Perciformes; Percidae. Gene Ontology annotation, biological process: methylation.